CCAUUUAAUUAUACAAACAAAAUGGUUAAAUUUUCAAAUCUUAUCCAAACUCCAAGUGGUAAAAACAAAAGAUUGGUCCUUCAUUCGGGUCAACAAGUGGAGCUUCAACAAACAUUGCCCAAGCUGAAGCCUUGGGUCAACACACUUCUCCCGUGCCGCUCGCUGCCGACUGAGGACAAAGGGCUUCAAAAUUCGUAGCGGGGAAGGCUGUUUGUGGACACCAAUCAGCGUUCCAAGAUGAAAUCUGAGGCAGUGACAUUGAUAUUGGUGAAUCUGGCUGCUAUCAUGGAGAGGGCCGAUGAGUCCCUGUUGCCUGGAGUUUACAAGGAAGUUGGAGCCGCUCUUCACACCGAUCCCACUGGCUUGGGAUCCCUAACUCUCUUCAGAUCUCUAGUUCAGUCUUCUUGUUACCCUUUAGCUGCUUACUUAGCUAUGCAUCACAACCGCGCCCAUGUCAUCGCUUUAGGUGCUUUUCUGUGGGCCGCUGCCACUUUUCUCGUCGCCCUUUCCUCCACAUUCUUGCAGGUGGCAAUUUCCAGAGGCUUAAAUGGUAUCGGUCUUGCCAUAGUGGUACCUUCCAUUCAGUCCCUCGUUGCUGAUUCCACUGAUGAUAGCAACCGUGGCUUGGCUUUUGGAUGGCUACAACUAACUGGAAAUCUUGGUUCGAUCAUUGGUGGUCUUUCUUCUGUUUUAAUGGCCUCCACAUCUGUCAUGGGAAUCCCCGGAUGGAGAAUUGCCUUCCAUCUCGUUGGUCUGAUUAGUGUCAUAGUUGGUAUGCUAGUAUGGCUUUUUGCAGACGAUCCACGCUUUUCCGAGAUUGAUGGAACAACAAAGGAUCGACCACGCAAGCCAUUCUGGUCACAAAUGAAGGAUCUAGUUAAAGAAUCAAGGUCAGUUUUAGGGAUCCAAUCUUUCCAGAUAAUAGUAGCUCAAGGGGUUGCAGGAUCAUUUCCAUGGUCGGCUUUGUCGUUUGCUCCCAUGUGGCUUGAACUCAUCGGCUUUUCUCACGAGGAAACAGGAUUUCUUUGGACUCUCUUUAUAAUUGCUGGUUCAUUGGGCGGUCUUUUUGGAGGAAGAAUGGGAGAUAUCUUAUCAAAACGCUUUCCCAAUUCAGGAAGAAUAGUUCUGUCUCAGAUAAGCUCAGGUUCUGCCAUUCCUCUGGCUGCAAUUUUGCUGCUGGUUUUGCCGGACGAUCCAUCCACAGCGUUCUUGCAUGGACUGGUUUUGUUCAUAAUGGGUUUCAGCAUGUCAUGGAAUUCACCAGCAACUAACAAUCCAAUAUUUGCAGAGAUAGUCCCAGAGAAGUCCCGGACGAGCAUCUAUGCAUUGGAUCGAUCAUUUGAGUCGAUUCUGUCAUCGUUCGCUCCUCCUGUUGUUGGUGUUCUGGCCCAGCAUGUGUAUGGAUAUAAGCCAGUUGCAAGAGGAUCCUCAGAUUCUGCUGAGAUUGAAGCUGAUAGAGAGAAUGCAAAAUCACUAGCCAGGGCACUCUAUACAGCCAUUGGUAUUCCAAUGUCACUGUGCUGCUUCAUCUACUCUUUCCUGUAUUGCUCAUAUCCAAGAGACCGAGAGCGAGCUAGAAUGCACGCCCUGAUAGACUCUGAAAUGCUGCAGCUGGAGUCUACUACUACUACUACUACUACUAUUUCAAUGGCAACAGAUGUGGAUGAUAAGGAUCAAACAGAAAUCGAUCUUAUCUAUGAAAUUGAAGGCAGUCUUGACUUCAACGACAGCGAUGAAAAUCAUCCUCUUAAUCAUCAGCUAACAGUUUCUGAUGCUUAACCAUGAACUUACGGGAAAUAACGCGGGAAAUGAUGAUCAACACGAUAUUUUUUUUAACAUUUAAAAUUUACACAGCUAAAAUAGACAAUCUCUUCAUUUAGUGAUCCACAUGGAGAGAGAACCCAGCAUGAAUCAUUUAUGAGGCAGCUUUCCGUUUCC
Molecule: messenger RNA, 1938 nt
Organism: Cucurbita maxima (winter squash)
Lineage: Eukaryota; Viridiplantae; Streptophyta; Magnoliopsida; Cucurbitales; Cucurbitaceae
Exons: 3
Coding region: 238-1779 (513 amino acids)
Biological process (GO): transmembrane transport
Cellular component (GO): membrane
Molecular function (GO): transmembrane transporter activity
Source: RefSeq, a predicted model, not a curated record